Molecule: messenger RNA, 656 nt
Organism: Penaeus monodon (black tiger shrimp)
Lineage: Eukaryota; Metazoa; Arthropoda; Malacostraca; Decapoda; Penaeidae
Source: RefSeq, a predicted model, not a curated record
GGAAGUUAAACUAAAGAAACGAAUUAUGCUUAAAAAUUUGGUAGGAGAUAAGAUCCUUAAACAGGAGAGAACUUCCACCCCAGUGAGUGAGGAGGAUGGCUCUGAAAGUGAGGAUGGCAGGAAGCGAAGAGGGAGAAGAAGAGGUCACAGCAGUGAGUCCACCUCUUCAACAGAUGACUCACAGCUCUCUCCAGUUAAAAUGCCGCAGGGUAUUCAAGUUGAUCAUGAAGCAUCAGUAGAUUACUUGAAUCUUGAUUCUGUUUUACAGAAGGUACCCGAUAACAUGGCAAGUGAUAAGAUACCAAUUGUCAUUAUGUCAAAUUCUGAUCAAGAAGACAAACCUUCCAAAGCAAUGCCAAAGAGUCGCAAGUCUCGGAACUUUCUUGAAGAUAAAGCCAAAACCCGAGCUUUUAUGAAGAUGGCUUCUUCAUCCAGUGAAAAACUCUCUGGAGAGCAAGGAGGAGCUUAUGGCUUGUAUAGAAGACAAAGAUACCACAGAAAUGACAGGUUCAUGUUCACAAAAAAAUGUCAAAACAGAAACGGUAACAUCAAAGAGUAAAGGUUCUAGAAAAACACAAAAAUCAGACAUUAGUAAGGGUUCAGAUGUACUUCCAAAUGAAAAAGACCCUUCUGUAAAAGAAAAAAAUAUUACAGAG